GAUUGAUGUCCGAAUAAGGAGCCACUUGCAGACUCAUUUCUCGGGCAGUUAUUUUCUCCGAGUGCCCUGGCCAAACAAAGAACCAGCUUGUGUUGUACUUGAGGACAUCACCUGAAUCAGACCCGACCCCUCACGAUGACCGAAGCAGUAUCGACCCCGACCCCACCACGUCACUCGCCCCCAACAUCACCAACCAGACCGAAGGGGAUACUGAAGAACACUAAUGCUGCUUUGCCUACAAGCACUCGCUUGCAAUGGGACGAAGCCAAUCUCGCAGCCACAGAGAUUGGGAAAGAUAGUCUAAUGAAGAUCACCGAGCCUAAAACCCCCUUUGUCCGAUACAAUGCAGAAUUGGAUCAGGUCGAAGGGAUGACUGAAAUUCCGCCAUUCAACCUGGAUUCCCCACUUCAGGAUGCCUCUCCAUUGCUUGGAUCGUCACCCCGGGAUAUUGCUUUUGACAGCUCCAAAAUCCCCCCAGAUAGUCCAUCGCGUCCUGGUGCACAACGCCCUGGGUCUGAAAGGGGAUCGCGCCGCACGUCUUUCAGCGGCCGGCAAUCAGGCAGCCGUUCAGCAAGUGCAGGAAGCAGAACUCCCAGUUUCAGCUUGCCAUCCAACGAGGCUCACCUCAAAGACACCGAUGGGCUGGGACUUACAAUGGGAAAGGAUGAUGACGACGAUGUAAUGGAUGCAGAAACUGCAGCAAAACAUGCAGAGUUCGUUCAUAAACGCGACAGACAUUAUUCCAACGAGGCUGAGGCUAUGAAGCGCGCAGCGGCUCUUAUGGCGCAGGAUGAUGAAGAGGAAGAGGGUGGCUCUAGCAGCUACAAUCAGGAGCAACAAACAUUGCCAAACGGACGCGCUGGCUAGUACUAUGCACCUCGAAUUCAGUUUACGAAUCCUUCGCACAAGAGUUUAUUUUCUUUCUUUUUCUUUGUUCGGCUGUUCUGCGGCGUCAUGGAAGUGUUACUCCAACACCGCGGUUUCUCACUAUUUGUCUGCAUUCCAUUGUAGGUAGCGAGAUGCGUAACGCCACUUGUAUCGUUAACAAACGACAAGAAACAUAAUUACUUUCCUCUUACGGUACUUUGCGGCAGCGCCGUUUUCCCACGGUCCAACAGAUCGCAGAAUUUUUUCGGGGCUCGCUCUUCGUACUCAUCUUCUUUGCCGAUCCCUCCGUAGACAGGUUUUCGGGAUGGAGGAUAGCAAGCAGACAUUAGAG
Molecule: messenger RNA, 1219 nt
Organism: Cantharellus anzutake
Lineage: Eukaryota; Fungi; Basidiomycota; Agaricomycetes; Cantharellales; Hydnaceae
Exons: 6
Coding region: 136-867 (243 amino acids)
Biological process (GO): regulation of signal transduction
Molecular function (GO): protein phosphatase inhibitor activity
Source: RefSeq, a predicted model, not a curated record